AUGUCCUAUGCUGAGAUCACUGUAAAAUUGGGCAGAGUUACUUUUGGAGAAGAGAACAGGAAGAAGAUGACCAAUAGUUGUUUGAAAAGACGUGAGAAUUCGAAUGUCAUCCAGGCCAUAUGUGCACUGCUGAAUUCUGGAGGGGGUGUGAUUAAAGCAGAGAUUGAUGAUGAAAAGUACAGUUACCAAGACCACGGGCUGGGCCACGAUUUGGAAACUUCCUUUCAAAAGCUCCUUCCUUCAGGUUCACAUAAGCACCUUGACUGUAUGCAGCAGGGGCGCACACUUCUGAUUUUUGUGAGGUCGUGGAAUCCCGAUGUCUCUAGUUUCCCAUUGAGAAUUUGCAGCUUGCACUCCAACUUAUACCAAAGGGAUGUGACCUCUGCUAUCAACCUGAGUCCCAGAAAUGCUCUGGAGCUUCUCAUAGAGAAGGCUUCUAGACCCCAAAGAGGCAGCACAAGACUGUGCCCACAGGAAGCUCUCAACAGACCCACCCAGGAGGAGGAAGAUAUUAAGAGGUGUGCCUCAGAAUUUUUUGAAAAGGUUAAACUCAAUUUUAAGGAGAAGCUUAAUUUUACAGAGUCAACACAUGUCGAGUUUAAAAGGUUCACCUCCAAAAAGAUUGUCCCUCGGAUUAGAGAGACACUGCCUCAUUAUGUUUCCGCAUUUGCCAACACUCAAGGGGGCUAUAUAAUUAUUGGGGUUGAUGAUAAGAGCAAAGAAGUGUUUGGAUGUAAGAAAGAAAAAGUGGACCCCGAUUUACUGGAGAAAGAAAUAAAAAAGUGCAUUAAAAAGCUGCCCACAUUUCACUUCUGUCACAAGGCACCCACAGUGACUUUCACAACCAAAAUUUUGACGGUGUAUCAUAUAGAUGACCCGUAUGGUUAUGUCUGCAUGGUUCGGGUGGAGCCCUUCUGCUGUGUCGUGUUUGCAGAAGACCCAGAUUCCUGGAUCAUUAAGAACAUGGUUGUCACGAGGCUGACGGCUAAAGAGUGGGUAGACAUGAUGAUGAAUAUUCAGCCAGAUCCUUCCAGUUUGGCUGCCAGCCUCAGUGCUCACCCGAUUCCAUCAGCUUCAUCAGGACUAAGAAGCCCAGCAUAUCUCACAAAAGUUCAGGAAUUUAAGAAGACUCUGCAGCAACAUUUUUUUCCAGUGACGCAGGAAAACCUACAAUUUAAGCCAGAAUCCCUCUGUAAGAAGCUUUUCUCGGAUCAUAUAGGACUGGAGGAAUUAAUGAAGACCCAGACAGGUCCAUGUUCUCAGGGGUUUGUGAUAUUUUCCAGAAGCUGGGCUGCUAAUAUUGGUUUAACAGAAGAACAGAAUGUCUUGUGUGAUGCUCUCCUGAUAGCAGUUAAUAGCCCCCCGGUACUCUAUUCAAUCUUAAUGGAUACCAGCUGGGAUGGAAGCUCUGCAUAUGCUCACAACACUGCUCUUCAGUUAAAGCAGAAGCUACAAACUGUUGGUGGCUAUACAGGGAAGGUCUGUGUCAUUCCAAGGCUGCUCUACCUGACCAGCAGAGAGUGCGGAGCCGAUGAGUUCCCUGUGUACCCCCGAUGCUACACACUGGCCAAUGGGGCUGAAGUGGAGGAUUUGCUGCAGGCCCUUGUGGUGGUCUCCCUGGGUUUCAGAUCUCUUCUGAGUGAUCAGCUGGGCUGUGAGUUUUUCAACCUUCUUAUAGAAGAGCAAUUUGAGUCACUUUCCAAGAGUCUUCAGGAAACCCGGGAACUCUUCAUCUAUUGCCUUCCAGGUACCAGGAAGACAGCUCUAGCCAUAAAGAUCACGGAGAGAAUUAGGGAUGUGUUCCAUUGCAAACCAGAAGAGAUCCUCUAUGUUUGUGAAAAUGACUCCCUAAGGAAUUUUGUGAUCCAGCAAAUCACCUGCCACACUGUGACCCAGAAGACCUUUAUGCAAGAGGAGUUCCCAAAGAUUAAGCACAUAGUGAUGGGUGACACUGAGAAUUUCUGCAGUGAAUACACCGAUUGGUACAGGAAGGCCAAGAGCAUCACCCAUCCAACAGUGAAAGGGGCUGGAAGUGAAAACCUUCAUCGUGGAAUUCUCUGGAUGUUUCUGGACCCUUUCCAAGUCCGUCAUGCAGAUGCUAAUAGCCUCCCUCCUCCUUGUGCUCAGUUUCCUCGAAAAAUGAUCACCCAUGAGAUCUAUUGUGCUCUGGAAAUAGCAAAGAUCAUGAAAGAAGAAAUGAAGAGGAUCCAGGAAAACCCUCCCUCCAACAUGUCUCCAGACCUGUUGGCAAUGUUCCAGGAUGCCACCUAUGAGAAAGCAAUGUGUGCCCAGGCUCUGCCAGGUGUGUGUGAGAUCGAGAUUAACCUGACAAUGGAACAAAUAACCAACCAUGUGGCAGAACGAUGUCACAGCCUUUUCCACUGUGGCUAUCUGCCCAAAGAUGUAGCAGUUCUGUGCAGGAGAGAGGAGGACAGAGAACGGUAUAAGGACGCAUUGCUAAGAGCAAUGGCUAAGGAAGCAAAAGAGCUAAUGUUCAGCCGUGCUGAUGGUGUAUGUAGCAGCAACGUCAUUUUAGACAGUGUUCAGCAGUUUUCAGGCAUGGAGAGGAACAUCGUGUUUGGGCUUAGUCCAGAAUGUGCCCAGUCCGAGGAAUUUCAUAAACUCUGCUUUGCCUCAAAAGCCAUUAAGCACCUCUACCUGCUUUAUGAAAAGAGGUGA
Molecule: messenger RNA, 2679 nt
Organism: Nannospalax galili (Upper Galilee mountains blind mole rat)
Lineage: Eukaryota; Metazoa; Chordata; Mammalia; Rodentia; Spalacidae
Gene: Slfn14
Product: schlafen family member 14
Exons: 4
Coding region: 1-2679 (892 amino acids)
Biological process (GO): rRNA catabolic process; mRNA catabolic process
Molecular function (GO): RNA endonuclease activity; ribosome binding
Source: RefSeq, a predicted model, not a curated record